Varanus komodoensis (Komodo dragon) is the source of this 4701-nucleotide messenger RNA. RefSeq names its product neogenin 1 (gene NEO1). The record is from RefSeq and is a predicted model, not a curated record. Gene Ontology annotation, cellular component: membrane. Gene Ontology annotation, molecular function: protein binding. The transcript is spliced from 28 exons. NCBI's taxonomy places the organism in Eukaryota, Metazoa, Chordata, Lepidosauria, Squamata, Varanidae. Gene Ontology annotation, biological process: cell-cell adhesion. Bases 1 to 4287 code for a protein of 1428 amino acids.
AUGGCGGAGGAGAAGGAGAAGGGAGCCAGGGUCCGGUGCCGUCCAGGCCCUCUGCCUGCCCGGCCCGAUGGCGGCGGUGAUGACGGGGAGGAGGCAGGGGGACCAUCAGCCGGUCACACUGGCGGAUCCAGCGUGCGAACCUUCACUCCGUUUUAUUUCACUGUGGAGCCAGUGGACACUUUGUCAGUCAGAGCGUCUUCGGUUAUCCUGAACUGUUCGGCUUAUUGUGAGUCAUCUCCCAAAAUUGAAUGGAAAAAGGAUGGGACUUACUUGAACUUGGUGUCAGAUGACCGGCGGCAGCUGCUACCAGAUGGAUCUCUGUUAAUUAACAGUGUGGUGCAUUCCAAGCACAACAAGCCGGAUGAAGGGUAUUACCAGUGCGUGGCAACAGUUGAAAGCCUUGGGACCAUAGUGAGCCGAACCGCCAAGCUCACGGUAGCAGGGCUUCCAAGGUUUACUGCUCAGCCGGAGUCACAGUCCGUCUACAGAGGAAACGGCGUUCUUCUGAACUGUGAAGUCAAUGCUGAUUUGGCCCCCUUUGUGAGGUGGGAGCUGGACCAUCAGCCCCUCUCUCUGGAUGGCCGUGUAUUCAGAUUGCCAAGUGGGGCCUUAAUUAUCAGCAAUGCCACAGACGAGGAUGGCGGCACCUAUUGCUGUGUGAUCGAAAUUGGUGGCUCCCCCAAAUACAGUGAGGAAGCCGUGAUUAAAGUUCUUCCAGAAUCGGAAACUGCCUCGGAUCUGGUGUUCCUGCGGCAGCCCUCCUCCCUGACCAAGGUGGCUGGGCAGAGUGCGGUCCUGCCCUGCGUCGCCACUGGCGUUCCCGUGCCUGUUGUCAGAUGGACGAGAAACGAAGAAGAGCUCGUUACAGAGAACUCUCAAAAAUUUUUACUUCUGGCUGGGGGGACGCUGAAGAUAAAUGAUAUCAAAGAAGACGAUGCUGGGACAUUCACCUGCAUCGCCGACAACGGGAAUGAAACAAUUGAAGCCCAGGCUGAUCUUACUGUACAGGUGCCUCCUGAGUUUCUGAAGCAACCGGCUAAUAUCUAUGCCCAUGAAUCCAUGGAUAUCGUGUUUGAAUGUGAUGUGACUGGUAGGCCAACGCCAACCGUGAAGUGGGUGAAGAAUGGCGAUGUGGUGAUCCCAAGUGACUACUUUAAAAUCGUGAAUGAGCAUAAUCUACAGGUUUUGGGUCUGGUGAAAUCAGAUGAAGGAUUUUAUCAAUGCAUUGCAGAAAAUGACGUGGGGAACAUUCAGGCAGGAGCCCAGCUGGUAAUACUAGAUCAUGCGCCAGCGCCGACUGGACCCCUUCCUUCUGCCCCGCGAGAUGUCGUGGCUUCCCUGGUCUCCACCCGCUUCAUCAAGCUGACCUGGAGGGCACCUGCGUCUGAUCCACAUGGAGAUAAUCUCACCUACUCCGUGUUUUACACCAAGGAAGCUGUAAACAGGGAGCGUGUGGAGAACACAAGCCACCCGGGGGAGAUGCAAGUGACCAUCCAGAACCUGAUGCCGGAGACGGUUUACGUCUUCAGAGUGGUCGCUCACAACAAACAAGGGCCGGGAGAAAGCUCAGUGCCACUCAAGGUGGCGACGCAGCCAGAAGUCCAGCUUCCUGGCCCAGCCCCCAAUAUCCGGGCCUAUGCCAUCUCCCCAACAUCAGUCGCUGUCAGCUGGGAAACACCGUUAUCUGGCAAUGGAGAAAUCCAGAACUACAAGUUAUACUAUAUGGAGAAGGGGACAGAAAAUGAGCAGGAUGUUGAAGUUGGCGGACUUUCAUACACAGUCCCUGGUUUGAAAAAAUACACAGAAUACAGUUUUCGAGUUGUGGCCUACAAUAAACACGGUCCAGGCGUUUCUACACAGGAUGUCGUUGUCCGAACCCUGUCAGAUGUUCCUAGUGCUCCACCACAGAACCUAACCCUAGAAGUGCAAAACUCCAAGAGCAUUGCGAUGCACUGGCAGCCGCCCCCGGCAGGGACGCACAACGGGAAAAUCACGGGCUAUAAGAUCCGCUACCGGAAAGUGACGCGCAAGAGCGACGUGGCGGAGAGCAUCGUGGGGACGCAGCUCUCCCAGCUAAUCGAAGGGCUGGAACGAGGCACAGAAUACAGCUUCCGGGUGGCUGCCUUAACCGUCAACGGCACAGGGUUGUCUACGGACUGGAUAUCAGCAGAAACGUUUGAAAGUGACCUGGAUGAAUCCCGGGUUCCAGAAGUUCCAAGCUCCCUGCACGUGCGUCCCCUUGUCACAAGUAUAGUUGUGAGCUGGACCCCUCCGGAGAACCAGAACAUUGUGGUCAGAGGCUAUGCCAUUGGCUAUGGCGUUGGGAGCCCCCAUGCCCAGACCAUCAAAGUGGAUUACAAGCAGCGAUACUACACUAUUGAGAACUUGGAUCCCAGCUCUCAUUAUGUCAUAACUUUGAAAGCAUACAACAACGUUGGGGAAGGGAUCCCCCUGUACGAGAGCGCUGUUACCCGGGCCUACACAGUGCCAGAUCCCUCCCCUAUGAUGCCACCGGUGGGAGUUCAGGCUUCCAUACUGAGCCAUGACACCAUACGAAUUACCUGGGCAGACAACUCUCUGCCGAAGAACCAGAAGGUCUCCGAUGCACGCUACUACACGGUCCGCUGGAAAACCAACAUCCCGGCAAACACAAAGUACAAGACGGCAAAUACAACCACCUUAAGCUUCCUAGUGAGUGGCUUAAAACCAAACACUUUGUACGAGUUCUCUGUGAUGGUGACCAAAGGGCGGAGAUCGAGUACCUGGAGUAUGACGGCACAUGGAACUACCUUUGAGCUAGUUCCAACUUCUCCUCCAAAGGACGUAACAGUGGUGAGCAAAGAAGGAAAGCCCCGAACCAUCAUAGUCAACUGGCAGCCUCCGUCUGAAGCCAAUGGCAAAAUUACAGGGUACAUCAUUUACUACAGCACAGACGUCAAUGCGGAAAUACACGACUGGGUCAUUGAGCCAGUGGUGGGAAACCGGCUGACGCACCAGAUACAAGAGCUCACUCUCGACACCGCCUAUUAUUUCAAGAUCCAGGCCCGCAACUCCAAAGGCAUGGGCCCCAUGUCCGAGGCCGUGCAGUUCAGAACGCCCAAAGCUCUGGGGUCUGCAGGAAAAGGAAAUCGGCCGUUGGAUGUCGGAACAGACUAUAAAACGCCCAUGAGUGGAAGUAACAGCCCUCAUGGAAGCCCUUCCCCCCUGGAAUACAAUAUGCUUCUGGUCAUAAUCGUGUCUGUGGGAGUGAUCACGAUCGUGGUGGUGGUGAUAGUCGCGGUCUUCUGCACUCGGCGCACCACCUCUCACCAGAAGAAGAAGCGGGCUGCUUGCAAGUCUGUGAACGGGUCCCAUAAGUACAAAGGGAAUUCCAAGGAUGUCAAGCCCCCCGACCUGUGGAUUCAUCACGAGAGGCUGGAGCUCAAGCCCAUUGAUAAAUCUCCGGACCCCAAUCCAAUCAUGACGGACACACCAAUCCCCCGUAAUUCGCAGGACAUCACGCCUGUGGACAAUUCCAUGGACAGCAACAUCCACCAGAGACGGAACUCGUACCGAGGGCACGAGUCAGAGGAUAGCAUGUCCACACUUGCAGGGAGACGGGGAAUGAGACCCAAAAUGAUGAUGCCCUUUGAUUCUCAACCGCCUCAGCCUGUGAUUAGUGCUCAUCCCAUCCAUUCCCUUGAUAACCCCCACCAUCAUUUCCACUCCGGCAGCCUCGCUUCUCCAACCUGCAGCCAUCUCCAUCACCAGGCCAGCCCUAGGCCAGUGGGCUCAUCCGUGUCCCAUUCAGACAGGGCUAAUUCCACAGAAUCUGUUCGGAAUACGCCCAGCACAGAUACCAUGCCAGCCUCUUCAUCUCAGACAUGCUGUGCUGAGCACCAGGAGUCGGAAGGUGCCACCGGAUCUUAUCUCCCAAGUACUCAGGAGGAGGAGGCUGGCCAAAACCUCCCCACGGCUCACGUCCGUCCCUCUCACCCUCUGAAGAGCUUUGCUGUGCCAGCGAUCCCGCCCGCCGGGGCAGCCUACGACCCUGCCUUGCCAAGCACACCCUUGUUAUCCCAGCAGACUUCUAGCCUUCCGGUCCAUUCAGUCAAGACCGCGUCCAUUGGCACUUUGGGGAGAACUCGGCCCCCAAUGCCCGUCGUGGUACCAAGUGCCCCUGAAGUGCAGGAAACGACGCGGAUGCUCGAAGACACAGAAAGCAAUUAUGAGCCGGAUGAGCUGACCAAAGAGAUGGCCCACCUGGAAGGACUAAUGAAGGACCUUAAUGCCAUCACGACUGCAUGACCGCCUUCCCCAAGGAGCGGCUCCAGAGCCCGUCUCGUGGGCCUUGGGACUCGGCCUUGGCGCACAAGGAAAUGUACAAAGACUGGGCACAGCACAAGGGGCCGCGCGCCCGGCUCGCAGCGCCAGCGCCGGCCAGUCAAGGGACUCUUCUGCUCGUUGCCCCAACGUGACCCCGUUGGCAAGUUGGAUUCCCCUUCCUGCUGGGACGACACACGAACAGGGGAAAGGGAGAGGCAUCAGGCUGAAAUCCAGUAUCCAGAGAAAGAAGUGGACUUAGCAUUAAUUUGGGUCAGGUUUUGUCUCGGUGCUGUGACCUUCCCUGCUUUUUCAGUGUUGGACAUUCACAUUUAUGUACAAUUUUAUUUGUGUGUUUUUAUUUUAUUGUAUCUUUUUUAUUAAACAAAAGUGUAAUCC